AUGCGUCUCUCAAACAUUCUCAUCGUUGCAGUCGCUAUCGGUGCUGCAGCUUUCGCCAAUGCUGCUCCAGUCAAUGCAGUUGCAGAUGCAGACCUUGGUUGCGCGGACGAUAAUCUUAAUCCACAUCUCAGUCCUGAAGUUUCAGCUGAAAGCGAAGUUGCUGCUCGUGAUUUCAAGCCAGUCACCAACAAAGUUGUUCGUGAUAUCAAGAAUGCCGGCAAAGUGAACCGCCGCGGCGGCGCAGAAGACAAAAAGUCUGAUCUCCAACGUCAAUUCACAGAUGAUUGGGGUAAUAACGGAGUUGGCUAUCAUGAUUUAUACAGUACCGAUGACUUUUACGUUCCAGACGGUAAGACAAAGAUUAAGAUUCAUGCCAGUGGAGACGUAUACGAUUCGUUCUACCUCCAAGACGCUUGGGAUUCCGACAACUAUGAAUACCUUUACCAACCUUAUGAUGGUGAAUUGUUUGAUUUCUAUUUGGACGGCAAUUGGUUCAACUUUGCUCAAGAUGAAGGUGACGACAAAAAGAAGGCCAGCUGA
Meira miltonrushii is the source of this 540-nucleotide messenger RNA. RefSeq lists its product as uncharacterized. The transcript has 2 exons. NCBI's taxonomy places the organism in Eukaryota, Fungi, Basidiomycota, Exobasidiomycetes, Exobasidiales, Brachybasidiaceae. The coding region runs from base 1 to 540 and encodes 179 amino acids. The record is from RefSeq and is a predicted model, not a curated record.